ACGAUUUGAGCUCACGUUUGUAAGCAUUUGUCGAAGUCAGUUUCGAUGUCCUCAGCAGACAUGAUGUAUUGAGAGUGGUGCGCCAUGUGCCUGGUAUGAUUGUGCAUGUUGCCAUGUCUUCCACAUCUACAGAUGAAGGAUGAAGGAUAAGGAAAUCCAAAUUCUGCCUACACUGACUGACGCAUCUGAGACUGACGAUAUAGAGGAUGUGGAUUCUCCAAGUUCUCCAAUUGUUCAACCACAACCAAAAAAAACUAAAUCUCAAACACCUGGAAUGCAGCCUCCACGCUCCAAAAAGCAAAAAAUAUCCGAAAUACAUGCUGUUGAACACAUAGUUGAUAAACUACAUGCAAUAUCACAAAACGUUAAACCAGCUGGCAAAAAUGGUUCUGUGAGACACACUAGUGAUGAACUGUCUCAUUUUGGAGAGUACGUUUCAGCACAAUUGGGGCAAUUAAACCCAAUUGAUUCUCUUAAUGCUCAAAAAGCUAUCCAAGACAUUCUUAUAGCUGCAAGAAUCAAAUCAUUGAAUCGAAACAUGCAAAUUCACAGAUAUUCUUCACUAUCACCAACCAUAGCUACCUCUGUAUCUGGAUCUGACAGAACUGAUGUGGAAGAUAUUCAUUACCAAGACAAUUCAAACGACUUACUUUCUCCUGCUUUGCAAACCAGUUUCUUACUAGAAACCGACAAAGAACAAAAUGAUUCCGACAAUUUUCUGGUCUUUCAAGAAAUUGUUGUUGACAAGAACAAUUGUAAUUAUGAAAUUAUUUAAAAAUUAAUUGACAUCCUACUUGUAACAGUAAACAUAAUUAUAAAAUAUAAUGUGUUUUUUGUUUACC
Messenger RNA from Sitophilus oryzae (rice weevil), 842 nucleotides. RefSeq lists its product as uncharacterized. The coding region runs from base 140 to 775 and encodes 211 amino acids. The record is from RefSeq and is a predicted model, not a curated record. The transcript has 2 exons. Lineage: Eukaryota; Metazoa; Arthropoda; Insecta; Coleoptera; Curculionidae.